This is a messenger RNA of Cokeromyces recurvatus, 900 nucleotides long. RefSeq lists its product as uncharacterized. The record is from RefSeq and is a predicted model, not a curated record. NCBI's taxonomy places the organism in Eukaryota, Fungi, Mucoromycota, Mucoromycetes, Mucorales, Mucoraceae. Gene Ontology annotation, molecular function: protein binding. The coding region runs from base 1 to 900 and encodes 299 amino acids. The transcript has 2 exons.
AUGUUGAAAGACUUUGUACAGGAGCAUUCUUCUUUACCUACUGCAGCUUACCCUAUUCGAGGUUUCAUUCACUUUCUUCGUCAUCCUCGUCGUCAUGCAGGCCCCAUCUUCAUCUCCAUUAUUAAAGUCAUUGCUACAAGCUCAUUAUUUGUAAUCCCACUUUACAAAUAUGGCUAUAGAUUUCAGAAUUCGUUAUUAGUCAAAAUCUAUAAUAGUCUCUUCUUAUCUAAUGGGUUUUCAUCUUCAAUAAAAUCAAAUAUCCUAAUCAAUAUUACAAGUCUGCUCCUUUGUUUUAUUGAAACAUCUGCUAUCACCCUACAAAUAAGUAGUCAUUUUGUUGGAGAUAUUCGAGCUAGAUUAUUUGACUCUGUUUUGAAAGAAAGAAAUGGUUUACCAACAACAACAAAGUCUAAAGGUGAUGACGUAGCUGUUAUUUCAGAAAAAGUAAGUGGUAUCAACAGCAGUAGCAGCUCUCAUCAGCGUAAUUUACAACAACAUCCUUAUCGACAUUUUCUUUCUCCUUAUAAUAUUAUGAUUAUGAGUGCUCAACAAGAUGAUUCAUGGUCUAUAUUCUUUUUAAGAUCUGCGUUAUUUGUUUUGACUCUACCCUUAAAUGUUGUACCUAUCUUGGGCCCUUUAUCCUUUAUCUCAAUCCAAGCCUUGUUCCGUGGUGGUAUGGCUCAUCGACGUUAUUUUCAAUUAUAUAACUGGACUCCUGAACAACGUCAACAUCGAAUUGAAACUUAUUUCUGGCAAUAUCAACGAUUUGGACUUGUAGCAACAGUUAUGGAAAUGAUCCCCAUUGCUGGAUAUGUGUUCAUGUACACAAAUCAAAUCGGGGCUGCAAUGUGGGCUAUGGAUUUACACGAUAAAAAAUUACUCGAGCCAAAGAAAGAAUAG